CGGCUCCAACCACCGCACAUGCUCCUCCACCUUUUCCCCCUCUUUAAAGCUGCCUUGGCUUCGCGCCCCAAAACCUAGCGCCUCCCCACUCCUCCCAUCGCGCCGCCGCCAUCUCCUCCCUUCUCCUUUCUCUCUUUUCUGUGAACCACCAUGAGCAGCUCACCGUCGCCCCGCCAUCUCCGACCGCCCCUCGCAAAACCGAGAGUACCAGGAGAUGCGGCUCGUUCUCCUCUUCAACCUGGUACAAGGAAUCGAGCCGAGAGGGCUUCAAUCGACGGCGAAUUCGCCGUUUCCGUCUUCAAACCUGGCAAGAAAAACUCCGAUUCCGGCCGCUGCGGCCAUCCCCCGGCGCUACUGACCUCUCCAUGAGCUUCACGCCCGCAGGUCCUCACCGGCGACGUCCCUCCAGCGACCCCCUGGACUUCGCAUCGCCACCAUCGGUCUCCCCACGUUCUGAUGUAUGCCCGACGCUAUCUCCCGCGUCCCGAUUCGUCCUGACCUGCUGGAUCCAUGCCCGACCUGAGCUCCAUCCCGCCAUGGUUUCAUCCCCGAGCUCCGCCGUGGUCAGCUCUAUAACGGUGGACCCCACCCGUCAGCCUCUGUCGGUGCCACAUCAGCUCCCCUGCCUUGUCAGCAUUAUAGUCAGCGAUCCUGGCCCCGCAAGUCAGCCCCUGUGGCUAGAACGUCCUCGCAUUUGGUUCUUCCCGGAUAGGAUCGCGAAGUGGUGAUGUGAGAUACGACAAGUGCUCCGGAUGUUCCUCGGCAAGCUUUAACAGGCAAUCAUUUCCCCUAUAUUUCUGCCUCUGCAGAAGUCACUCACCUAUUUUAUUUUGCCUUCUCCCUCAUGCUAUCCUUCAGUUGCGUUCUUGUCACGUGUCCUUUCCACUUGUUACCUCAAGCAGCCUAUAUUGCCUCCACCAACCACCUAUAGCUGUUGUUUGGUUAUCGGGUCUGCCUUGUGAGUCGUAGUGCAUGCUAGUGCUUUUAUAUCUCGUUACCGUAAAUGCUAUCUUAUUGGGUUAUCUGUUGGGGAAUCAUGACACAUGGAUAUAUCUGUUGAGGGUAUCAUAGUUACUUGUUAAUAGUUGUUAGCGGAGGCAUCGGUGGGUCAGCUGAUCGUUUUGUGACGGCUCACUUGUGUUUCCUAAAUAUCUUAGGACCCCGAGUUCUUGUUAUCUGUUCCGAGACUGAGCGCUCUAACCACACGUGGGUAUGUUUCUGGGUCUCCCCUCGA
Messenger RNA from Lolium perenne, 1234 nucleotides. Lineage: Eukaryota; Viridiplantae; Streptophyta; Magnoliopsida; Poales; Poaceae. The record is from RefSeq and is a predicted model, not a curated record.